GGAGCGGUGGCUGCCCGGAUCCGUCACGAUGUCUCUGCAGGCUGACUUUGACAAGGCCACAGAAGAUGUGAGGAAGCUGAGAACAAGACCGGAGGAUGAUGAACUGAAGGAACUCUACGGGCUUUACAAACAGGCCAUCAUUGGAGACAUUAACAUUGCAUGUCCAGUAAUGCUAGACUUAAAGGGCAAGGCCAAGUGGGAAGCCUGGAGCCUCCAAAAAGGGUUGUCCAAGGAAGACGCCAUGACUGCCUAUGUUUCUAAAGCAAAAGAGUUGAUAGGAAAAUACGGAAUUAACAGUUGAGCAGAGCAGAACACUUCACCGUGGUGUUAUAACCUGUGGGUUAGGGGGAAAUGCAAUGUGAACGCUGUAGAUUGUAGAUUUUUGCGCUUAGCAAAUUGUAAUGUUUAGUUAACUAAACUUGACUACUUAAAUCAGAUGACUUUAAAAGUUCUUUAUAAGACACUUGUUCUGGACAUAUGUAUAUAAAAACUUGACAA
This is a messenger RNA of Perognathus longimembris pacificus (Pacific pocket mouse), 498 nucleotides long. RefSeq names its product acyl-CoA binding domain containing 7 (gene Acbd7). The transcript has 4 exons. The record is from RefSeq and is a predicted model, not a curated record. NCBI's taxonomy places the organism in Eukaryota, Metazoa, Chordata, Mammalia, Rodentia, Heteromyidae. The coding region runs from base 29 to 301 and encodes 90 amino acids. Gene Ontology annotation, biological process: fatty acid metabolic process. Gene Ontology annotation, molecular function: fatty-acyl-CoA binding.